UUUGUUUACAGGUACAUGCCAUUUUUUGAAGACUGUAUUGGUGCUUUGGACGGAACUCACUUACCUGUUCGUCCUCCGUCUGAUAAUCCGGAACCGUAUAGAGGCAGGAAAGGAGAACCGACAAUCAAUGUUCUCGCAAUAUGCAAUAUGAAAAUGCGAUUCAUCUACGCAUACGUGGGAGUUCCUGGUAGAGCUCAUGACACGAAAGUUCUUACACAUUGUGCGACACAUGAACCAUUCUUCCCUCAUCCACCAGAUGGUAAGUACUAUCUAGUUGAUUCCGGUUAUCCAACUAGAACCGGUUAUCUAGGUCCGCAUCGUAGAACUAGGUAUCAUCUUGACCAGUUUGCUAGGGGAGGACCACCAACAAACUCUAGAGAACUGUUUAACCGGAGGCAUGCUAGUUUACGUUCUGUGAUUGAAAGAACAUUUGGUGUUUGGAAAGCGAAGUGGAGGAUUUUAGAUAGAAAACAUCCGAAGUAUGAUGUUAUAAAGUGGGUGAAGAUUGUGACAGCAACUAUGGCACUUCACAAUUUUAUUCGAGAUUCAUCUGAUGAAGACCGUGAUUUCACUUAUUGGGAAACAGUAAAUGAGUAUGAACAUCAUGGUGACCAAGCAGUAGAAGAGCUUGAGCAUACUCCAUACCUUCCAUCUGGUGAUAGAGCAAUGGAGAUUCGACGUGAUGCAAUCACUGAAAGGAUAGCAAGAGGAAGUCGACUUCCAUAUUAGCUUCACAUAUGAUCAUCAAGCAGUCACUUCCUCCAGGUUUGAGUGUUCAAGACAUUUGAAGAUCAUCUUCUUGAAGUUAAGAGAUUAUGUUUACUAUUGUUCAGACUUGAGUUUUUAUGUCAAGAGUUUAUAUUUCAGAUUUGAGUGUUUCAGUUUUUGAAUGUUUUGAGUCAAGACUUUGAGUUUUUAUUUUGUUAUUUUAAGACUUUGAAUUUUGAGUUU
This is a messenger RNA of Brassica napus (rape), 951 nucleotides long. Its product is annotated as putative nuclease HARBI1. The transcript is spliced from 2 exons. The coding region runs from base 16 to 729 and encodes 237 amino acids. NCBI's taxonomy places the organism in Eukaryota, Viridiplantae, Streptophyta, Magnoliopsida, Brassicales, Brassicaceae. The record is from RefSeq and is a predicted model, not a curated record.